Molecule: messenger RNA, 2339 nt
Organism: Chara braunii
Lineage: Eukaryota; Viridiplantae; Streptophyta; Charophyceae; Charales; Characeae
Source: the annotation of a GenBank genome assembly
GUAACGGGACGGGACGGAAGGGAGAGUGAUGGCGCCGAUGACGCUUCCCGCUGUGCGCGCGACGAGUCGCGUCCUCUCCGCUGUAGCUGUCGCCGGCAGCAAAGCGGGAAUCCGCGCGGCAGGAACUGCGACGUGGCGGAAAGCUCCAGCGCGAGGAGGAGGCGCACUAUCCCCCGUUGCUACGUCGUCGUUGUCGUCCCUGAGCAGCAGCAAGAGCCGCGAGAACGAGCUGCCACGUGGUGGGCCAUGGCCGAUCGGCGAUGGCAGGGGGGCGGGGGUUGCGCGAGCGCACAUGGUCGCGUCUUUUCGUCGCUCCCCAGGUGGCAACGGUAGAAAAAUCCGCGGGUCAUGUGGCUCGCCACGUGGCGAUGGCGGAAGGACACUCCGCGGCGCUUCUUUUGGCUCGCCACGUGGCGAUGGCGGGAGGACAGUCUGCCGCGCUUCUUCUGGAUCGCCGCGCGGCGAUGGUGGGAGGACACUAGGCCGCGCUUCUUGUCGCUCCCCGCGUGGCGAGCGCGGGUGCCGUAGCAGCAGCAAUGGGAGGCGCAGCAGCCGGAGGUGGAUGACACGUGGGCAGGCGAUCGACGACCUGCUCUUGCCACGUGUCGAGCGCAGGGAGAUCGGUACGGCUAACCCACGACCAGCUAGAGCGAGAAGCCCCUCGACGUCCUCGGUGGGGUUUUCUACCCCCCUUGAUUACCAAUCCAGAAUCAUGUCAAAAUCGGCCGCGCCGGCCAUGGCUCGAAUCCAUAGCAGCAGUCUCGCGGAGAAGCAGCAGCCCCAGCAGCGGAUGAACGGUCGCGAUCCGGACAGCGGGCAAUCAACGGCAGCUGUGCAACGCCGUGGUGAGAAGGGGAUCGGCGCGACCACUGGCCUGGACGAGGUGCGGGUUGCUGAUGACGUGGCAGCUCAACCGAUGACGUCAACGAAGCCGUCGCUCGACACGUGGCAGGUCAAGAUGUUGUAUGACGGUGAGUGCCGCCUGUGCAUGCGAGAGGUUAACAUGUUGCAGGAGCGUGAUGAGCAGUUUGGGAGGAUAGAGUUCGUAGAUAUAUCUCGAGAUGACUACAAGGCUGAAGAUCAUGGAGGGGUGGAUUUCGAGACGGCUAUGGGUCGCAUCCAUGUGGUCCUUCGGGACGGGACCGUUGUGAAGGAUGUCGAAGCAUUUCGAAGGCUUUAUGAUGCUGUGGGGCUCGGAUGGGUCUAUGCUCUAAGUCGGUAUGAACCGUUCGCUAGUCUGUUGGACGUGGCGUAUGGAAUCUGGGCCAGGUUCAGAUUGCCAAUCACAGGUCGCCCACCGCUUGAGCACUUGGUUCAGGAGCGGAGACGAAGGUUGCGGCGGAUGAAGGGAUCGGGAUCGGGGGAAGGAGAUGGUGGGGGGUGUGAUGUGGAUGGAGGACGAUGCAGAGAGGAUUGAUUGAUUGAUUGAAUGAUUCAUUGAUUGAUUGAAUGAUUCAUUGAUUGAUUGAAUGAUCGGAAAAAGGAGCCAACCAAUUACGGAUGGCCAUUGAUUUGCUUUCUUCUGCUGCGUCCUCCUUUCUUUUUUUUUUUUUUUGUGUGUGUUUGUAGUCCGAUGGAUUAUGGAUCGGAUAUUAGACUGAUUAGAACAGAUGCACUGCACUUGAGCUUAUUCUGGGCCCAAGCAACACAGGUGUGCACUCCAAACAGAUACUACUCUUGUUCUUAAUUAUUCAAAGCACGAUUUUUUUUCCCUUUUUUUUUUGCGGGGGGGGUCGCAAUCACAGGUUUUCACUUCAAACUUCGUAUUGGAGUAUUUAUUAUCUUUGAAACCUGAGUAUCUUUGAUUUCCCGCCAGAUCGUCUGGGGUGCGCAAAAGGAUGAUGAUAUUGAAGUUGCAUCCCCCCAAAAAAAAAAAAAGAAAGGAUGCAGAGGAUGUCAGGCUGCUGACAAACGCUGAGGAUGGAUCGGCUCCAGUCCUUUCUUUUCUUUUUCUGCUCUCACGAUCCUGACAAAAGCUAGAGGAUGAACGGCGGGGGGAUGAACGGCUGCAAUUUUCUUUUUUUUGGUUGUUCCUUGCAGCAGGGUCCUGACAAGAGCCUGGAUGGAACGGCUGCAGUGUUUUUUUUUUUUUGGUUAUGUUUAAUUUUCAGGCAGCCUUUGGAAGUUGGUUGGUGGGUACUGCUAAUAGCAUAAUCCUCCUUACGCUAGGACAUUCUUGGGUUGUAUCUGAUAGCGAUUACGUCCGUAGUUCAGUCGGAAACCCGGUGCGAGUACUCUGUACGCAUACUAUUCGUGACAAUUGUUAAUCAACGCCGGUUUUGAAGGCCAAGGGAGGGACACAGGCUCUUGGCUCUUGGUAAUCAAAAGCCAAUCAACGC